CAACAACUCUUGCCCCGAAACUAUACACACAUCGCAUCUUUGCUACGAUCUCUCUUUCUCUACAACACCAGCUCACACGCACACACAUCUACCAUGCCCGCCCCGACGUCGACCCCACGCACGCUCUACGACAAGGUCUACGACGACCACCUCGUCUACUCGGCCGACCAGGCGUUGAUCUACAUCGACCGACACUUGGUACACGAGGUCACCUCGCCUCAAGCCUUUGAAGGGUUGAGGACCGCCAAGAGGAUCGUCAGAAGGCCGGAUUGUACGCUCGCCACUGUGGAUCACAACAUUCCCACCAUCUCCCGAAAAUCAUUCAAAUCGAUUCACUCCUUUAUCGAAGAACCCGACUCGCGAGCCCAAGUCGGAGCCCUCGAGGACAAUGUGAAAGAGUUUGGCUUGACCUAUUUCGGGAUGGGGGACAGGCGACAGGGAAUCGUACACAUCAUCGGGCCUGAACAGGGGUUCACUCUGCCCGGAACGACGGUGGUCUGUGGGGAUAGUCAUACGUCCACUCACGGAGCGUUCGGCGCGCUGGCUUUCGGCAUCGGAACUUCCGAGGUCGAACACGUCCUCGCCACCCAGACCCUCCCCCAAAAGAAAUCCAAAAACAUGCGUAUCAACGUCGAAGGCGCCCUUCCCGCAGGAUGCAAUUCCAAAGACAUCGUCCUUCACAUUAUCGGUCUGAUCGGGACUGCCGGGGGAAACGGAUGUGUCAUCGAGUUUUCUGGGAGCACGAUCAGGGAGCUGUCUAUGGAGGCGAGGAUGAGUAUCUGCAACAUGUCCAUCGAGGGAGGAGCUAGGGCGGGGAUGAUUGCACCGGACGAGAUCACUUUCGAGUACCUCGCUGGGAGGCCCCUGUGUCCUGUCGGUGAGGAGUGGGAUCAGGCGGUCGCCUACUGGAAGACCUUGAAGUCGGACGCCGGAGCGCACUAUGACGUCGAGGUCGAGAUCAAGGCCGAGGACAUCGCGCCGACCUUGACCUGGGGAACCAGCCCGCAGGACACUGUCCCCAUCACUGGUACCGUGCCCGACCCCGAAAAGGCUACCGACCCGAUCAGGAAGAACGGUAUGAAGAGGUCUUUGGAGUACAUGGGCUUGCAGCCGGGCCAGGUGAUGGAGGAGGUCAAGAUCGACAAGGCGUUCUUGGGAUCGUGUACCAACGGUCGAAUCGAGGACUUGAGGUCUGCGGCCAAGGUCAUCCUCUCCGCUGGCAAGGACGCCAAGGUCGCCGAGGGCGUCUACGCGAUGGUUGUUCCCGGUUCGGGGUUGGUCAAGCAGCAAGCCGAGGCCGAGGGGAUCGACGUCGUCUUCAAAAAGGCCGGUUUCGACUGGAGGGAAGCCGGAUGUUCCAUGUGUCUCGGAAUGAACCCCGACCAGUUGAAGCCCCAGGAGAGGUGCGCGUCGACGUCGAACAGGAACUUUGAGGGUCGACAGGGACAGGGUGGGAGGACGCACUUGAUGAGCCCUGCCAUGGUCGCUGCGGCGGCGAUGACGGGAAGGUUGACCGACGUCAGGAAAUUCGUCGGCGAGAACGUCAGCGACCACCCGGAGAUCAAGGUCACUAGCGUCUUUGACUACAUGGACGCUGCGAUCCCCUCCCCUGCCCCCAUCCCCAGGGAGACCAAGAUCGUCGACCCGAACGCCAAAGCUCUUCCGGAAGCCGUCGACCCCGCCACGGCCGGUCUUCCCAAAUUCAACGUCCUUACCGGGAUCGCCGCACCCAUGUCGACCGCCAACAUCGACACGGACAUGAUCAUCCCUAAGCAGUUCCUGAAGACGCUCGAGAGGACCGGGUUGGGCAAGGCCGCCUUCUUCGAACACCGAUACGAUCAGAAGACCAAGGAGGAGAACCCCGAUUUCGUCCUCAACAAGGAGCCGUUCAGGCGGGCCAACAUCUUGAUCUGUACCGGAGCCAACUUUGGAUGCGGAAGUUCGCGAGAGCAUGCGCCUUGGGCGAUCAACGAUUUCGGAAUCAGGUGUAUCGCUGCGCCUUCGUUUGCCGACAUCUUCUACAACAACUGUUUCAAGAACGGCAUGCUGCCCAUCGUCUUGCCUCCCGCCGAGCUCGAGCAGCUUCACGCCGACGCUUCGGCCGGACAGGAGCUCACCGUCGACCUCGAACGCAAGGUCAUUGUCAGGCCCGAUGGCAAGGGAGAGAUCUCGUUCCAGGUCGACGACUUCAGGCGUCAUUGCCUUAUCAACGGGUUGGACGAUAUCGGUCUCACCCUGCAACACCGCGAAGAGAUCGAACAGUUCGAGACCCGACGGACGGCCACCUGGCCCUGGUUGGACGGACUCGGUUACGCUAAGAAGGGAGGCAAGGUGCCCGUCAAGCCGGCCAGUCCUCAGAAGAAGAAGAUGGACUGGUAGAGGGCGCGCUUGUCUGGCUGCCUCGCGGUGGUGAUACGAUAAUGAAGAAGAACAAAAACGACGAUUCAGCAAGGACGUCGACUAUAUUACCUUAUCUCGAUUUUGGUCGUGGCUUUCUUGACAGUAAAAUGUAUAUACUCGACAUAUAUUAUACCUUGUAUUGGAUUUUCAGAAAUGGAUUGUUCUUGUGU
Molecule: messenger RNA, 2570 nt
Organism: Filobasidium floriforme
Lineage: Eukaryota; Fungi; Basidiomycota; Tremellomycetes; Filobasidiales; Filobasidiaceae
Product: putative 3-isopropylmalate dehydratase
Exons: 5
Coding region: 94-2379 (761 amino acids)
Biological process (GO): L-leucine biosynthetic process
Cellular component (GO): 3-isopropylmalate dehydratase complex
Molecular function (GO): 3-isopropylmalate dehydratase activity; 4 iron, 4 sulfur cluster binding
Source: RefSeq, a predicted model, not a curated record